This is a messenger RNA of Schistocerca piceifrons (Central American locust), 1396 nucleotides long. Its product is annotated as zinc finger protein 652-A-like. The record is from RefSeq and is a predicted model, not a curated record. Lineage: Eukaryota; Metazoa; Arthropoda; Insecta; Orthoptera; Acrididae. Gene Ontology annotation, biological process: regulation of transcription by RNA polymerase II. The coding region runs from base 398 to 1396 and encodes 332 amino acids. Gene Ontology annotation, molecular function: RNA polymerase II cis-regulatory region sequence-specific DNA binding; DNA-binding transcription factor activity. The transcript is spliced from 6 exons.
UGUUCGUCCUAAAUGAAAAGAAAUGAUAUUUUUAGGUCAGAUUGUUGGACUGGAAUAUCAAAAUACUGCACCCCUUAAUUUAUUUAGGGUGGUAAACAGAUUUGUGAAGAACUUGCUGUGCGAAAUUCAAUGUAUACGAGAUGAGGUUAAAUUUGGCGUUAAAGAUUAAUUAAAUGUACUGAAAAGCGCGCGCUUUUCAAUGAAAUCCGGCAGAUUUCUCGAUUUAAUUCGGUAAAAAGUAGAAAUAUUCAGAUACCGGACUUUUCUUUUUGUUUAAAGAAAAGGAGAGGCAAUGGGUGUUGCAUUUAAUAGCCGUACGUCUCCUGUUAAGUGUCAGUUACUGAAAUCUUAUUAUGAAGGUGGAACAGAAAUCCACGGGUGACCACAUGGGUGCACGAUGUACAGCGUCUAUACGAUGCCGGAGACUACUGAUGAAGAGAUCCUCAAGAAUGGGCACGGUGAAGACUUCAACACUGAAGAUGAGGAAGAGGAGGAUAAUGAGCACAAUAGUAAUGGUAUCGCAGCAGAAGCGAAUGGCUGGUGUGCUCGCCAAGGUAAUGUAGAUGGUAACAGGGUUAUACUUGUGGGUCGGAUCGACCCCAUGGAGCAUGUGGAACCCGUGUACGGAACGGACGAGGACAUUGAAGGAGACAACGACGACGAUGAUGAAGACAAUGACGACGGUGGUGACAGCCCAGCCGUAGACCGUGACGGUUGUGGCAGCGACUGCUCCCACGGUCGGUCCGAGGAGAUCGCGGCUGAAAGUGAUGGCAGUGUCCUCGAUGCAUGGUCAGGGAUUCAUCCCGAGGUAUCACUAGUGACGAGAGAUGCCCCGCUGCCAGUAAACAGCGAGGUGCCAGGGGGCCCUCAGGAAGGUCCGACGAAUGCGACGUUCGUUUACGGAGACACGCUAAUCUUCCGGGGAGCUCCCAAGAUACCAAAUGUACCGUCUCCUCGGGUUCUCUCCCCGGCCUCGGGCAUGCCGCUCCUGCCCCAUUCCCGUCCGGGCGGACUGGGCAACGGAUCCGGUGCCCGGACCUAUGACUGCCCAGUGUGUGAGAAGACGUUCCCGGACCGUGAGUCGCGGGCCCGCCACGCGCAGGAGCAUGAGCAGUUUCACUGUGACGUCUGCGGCCGUGGGUUCCGCGAUGAGGUUGAGCGCGACCACCAUGCCAGCAUGUAUGCCGGCAAGCCUGCGCACAAGUGUGAUGCUUGUGGAAAGUGCUUCCACCUCACCCACAGCUUUGCCCGCCACAUGCGCACCCACACAGGCGAGCAGCCGUUUGCUUGUGAUGUGUGUGGGAAGCGCUUCAACGACAGCGGCAACAUGGCCAAGCACAUGCGCACGCACACUGGGGACCUGCCCUAUCCGUGCCCGCAGUGCCCGAGACGGUAA